AGAUACUCCUUUUGUUGUUAAGUGUUUGCCAGUGACACAUCCAGAGAAUGGGAGAAUUACCAGUAGUGUGUCGGACCUAGACCAGGAAUAUACUUUUGGACAAGUCGUGCGGUUUGCGUGCAACUCAGGCUUCAUGCUUGUUGGGCCUGCAGAGAUACAUUGCUCCACAAAUGGUGUCUGGAGUGGAGAAAGCCCGACGUGCAUAGAAAUUUCCUGCCAAAAGCCAGAAAUCCCAAAUGGAAGGGCUGUCUCCCUGAAGAACACUUACAAGGAAAAUGAACGAUUUCAAUAUACAUGUCACAAGGGUUAUGAAUACAGUAAUAAAGGAGAUGCCGUAUGUACUGCAUCGGGAUGGACUCCAAGUCCUUCAUGUAAAGAAUUCAUAUGUCCUUCUCCUAGUAUUCGAAAUGGUGACUAUGAACCCAAAGAUAUCACAUACAGAAGUGGAGAUGAAAUCACAUAUUAUUGUACAACUGGCUUUUAUCCUUCAAACCAAGGACAAACGGCAACAUGUACCAGAACUGUCUGGGAACCUCAGCCAAGAUGUGAGAAACGCUGUGAUUUUCCUGAAAUAAAACAUGGAAAACUACACAUAAACUAUAACUAUAGAAGAGACUUUCCAGUACCUGUAGGAAAAAAAUAUUAUGUUUCCUGUGAUCGCAAUUUUAUGAUAAAUAACAGACAGAAUGGGGGAUAUAUUCAUUGCACAGAAGAUGGAUGGUCACCAGCAGUACCAUGCCAGAGACGAUGUAUUUUCAAUUAUUUGAGAAAUGGAGAUUAUCCAUAUACAGCACAAACAUAUUGGCAAGGUGACUCUGUAAGAGUUACCUGCAAUCCUGGCUACAGUCUUCAAGAUGAGAAGACUGAAAUGACCUGUACGGAGAAUGGCUGGUUCCCUCGUCCUGAAUGCCAUCGUGUUGGGCAGGGGAAUCCUUGUGAUUUUCCAGAAAUAAAACAUGGAAGUCUAGCCCCGGAAAAUAGAAGAGAGCAGUUUCCAGUAUCUGUAGGGAGCAAAUAUUACUAUUCCUGUGAUCGCAAUUUUGUGACCGUUUCACAAAGGAAUUGGGAAUUUAUUCAUUGCACACAAGAAGGAUGGUCACCAGCAGUACCAUGCCGCAGACAAUGUAUUUUCGAUCGUUUGCAAAAUGGAGAAUCUCCAAAUCGAGUAGAAAUACGUUUACAAGGUGAAUCUAUAAGAGUUAACUGCAAUCCUGGCUACAGUCUUCAAAACGAGCAGACAGAAAUGAACUGCACAGAGGAUGGCUGGUACCCUCCUCCUGAAUGCAUUCCACUCAAAACAUGUUCAAAAUCAGAGAUAACACUUGAAAAUGGAUUUUUUUCUGAAUCUGAACAUACAUAUUCUUUAAACACGGAAACACAGUAUCAGUGUAAACCAGGAUAUGUAACACGAGAUGGUAAAACUUCAGUAACGAUUACAUGUCUGAAAAGUGGAUGGUCACCUCAACCCACAUGUAUCAAAAUAGAUUGCGAGAUUCCUGAAAUAGAAUAUAACUUAAAUACUGAGCCCAAAAACGACAGUUAUACAUUUGGAGAUGUGUUGAAAUUCUCCUGCAGAGAUGGACUUAAAAGAGUUGGACCUGAUUCGGUUCAGUGUUACGACUUUGGAUGGUCCCCUGAUCUUCCAACAUGUAAAGAACAAACACAGCGGUGUUCUCCACCUCCUCAACUCCUUAAUGGGAAAGUUAAAGAAACACAGAGAGAAAACUAUGAACACAAUGAAUUAGUGGAAUAUGUGUGUAAUCCUAGAUUUCUGCUGAAGGGUUUUAAUAAAAUUCAGUGUGUUGAUGGACGAUGGACAGACUUGCCGAUUUGUAUUGAGGUGGAGAGUACAUGUGGAGAGGUACCUAAUCUUGAUUACGGCUACACUGUUGAGACUUCUAACCCUCCCUACCACCAUGGAGAGUCAGUGGAGUUCAGUUGCAGAGAAGAAUUCACCAUGAUUGGAAACAAAUCAGUUACAUGCAAAAGUGGAGUAUGGAUCCAACUUCCUCAGUGCAUUGCAACGAAUGAACUUGAGAAGUGUAAAUAUAACUUAAGUAUACCUGAGGUAAAUCGAUUAAAUAAGACCGAAUUUGAUCAUAACGAGAACAUAAGUUACAGAUGUAAAGGAAAAUCAGAACGGAAACACUCAACGUGCAUAAAUGGAAGAUGGGAUCCUAAACUAAGCUGCACAGAAGUACAGAUGCAGUCAUGCCCACCUCCACCUCAGAUUCCCAAUGCUCAGAAUAUGGCAACGACAAUAAAUUAUCAGGAUGGAGAAAAAGUAUCUGUUGUCUGUCAAGACGAUUAUAUGAUUCAGGAUGGAGACGAACUCGUGUGCAAAGAUGGACAAUGGCAGUCCAUACCACACUGUGUUGAAAAAACCCCAUGCCCUCAACCACCUCAGAUAGAACAUGGAACCAUCAAAUCAUCUAAAUUUUCAAGAAAAAUGGACGAAACCUUGAAACCUGAGCUCUAUGCACAUGGCACCAAAUUAAAUUACGCUUGUGAGGAUGGUUUCAGGAUAUCUGGAAACGAUGAGAUAAUGUGUCACAUGGGAAAUUGGAGUUCUCCACCUCGGUGUGUAGGACUUCCUUGUGCCCCACCACAUUUGAUUCCACAUGGUAUUCCAUCUCCUAAAUCAGAAAGUUACCAAUAUGGAGAAGAAGUAACGUACCAAUGCACCGAAGGUCUUGUGAUUAAUGGACCAGCAACUAUAAAAUGUUUAGGAGGAAAAUGGUCCCAUCAACCAGAAUGCAAAAACAUGGAUUGUUUUAGCUUACCCGACUUUGGUAAUGCCACACCCAUAGGACGGCAGAAGGCAGUAUAUAGGUCAGGAGAAAAAGUGACUUACAAAUGUCCACGUCAUUACCUUUUGGAUGGACCAAACACUGUACAGUGUAUUAACAGCCAAUGGAUAGGAAAGCCAAUAUGCAAAGAUAUUUCCUGUGUGAACCCACCCAGAGUGGAAAAUGCUAUUAUACUAGAUGAGAAGCUUAAGUAUCUACCUGGUCAGCGGGCAAGUUAUAAAUGCACUGAACCUUUUUACCUGGUUGGGGUCCAAGACGUGACAUGUUCAAAUGGGAACUGGACACAACCACCUCAGUGCCUAGACCCUAAUGAAAAAUGUGAGCCCCCUCCGACUAUUGACAAUGGAGACACAACCACAUUCCCAAAAUCGGAAUAUGAUCCAGGAUCAUCGGUUGAGUACCAGUGCCAGUCCAUGUAUGUGCUUGAGGGAAACAAGGUCAUAACGUGCAGCAAAGGACAGUGGUCCACACCACCAAAGUGCUUGGAUGUAUGUAAAAUAUCAGAAGACAUCAUGAAACAACAUAACAUACAAUUAGGAUGGUCUUCUAAGAAAAGAAGAUAUUUCCCAACAAGGGAUACUGUUCAGUUUGAAUGUAUACGUGGACAUCGUGUGCAGACACCCCCACAAUCAUUGCAGGCAACCUGUUGGGACGGGAAACUGGACUAUCCUAUUUGUGUAAAACACAGUGGUUAAGAUGCAGUCCUAAAGUUAACAUACGUACAUUUAUUCAAAAUUUUUCAUGUUCAAUACAAUUCAGUUUAUUGUGUCAAGUAUUGCUUAAUUCAUGUAUAUUCAUAGCAGAAUUUGUGUUAAAUAUUAUAUGGAUGAUGUAAUUAUAAUCUGUGCGACAAAUAAAUCACUUCUAAAAAGCACCUCAUUAAAACUUGGCAAACCAAAA
This is a messenger RNA of Suricata suricatta (meerkat), 3710 nucleotides long. Its product is annotated as complement factor H-like. Lineage: Eukaryota; Metazoa; Chordata; Mammalia; Carnivora; Herpestidae. The transcript has 20 exons. The coding region runs from base 134 to 3505 and encodes 1123 amino acids. The record is from RefSeq and is a predicted model, not a curated record.